This is a messenger RNA of Protomyces lactucae-debilis, 1052 nucleotides long. RefSeq lists its product as uncharacterized. The record is from RefSeq and is a predicted model, not a curated record. Gene Ontology annotation, molecular function: triacylglycerol lipase activity; acylglycerone-phosphate reductase (NADP+) activity. Gene Ontology annotation, biological process: triglyceride catabolic process; phosphatidic acid biosynthetic process. Gene Ontology annotation, cellular component: lipid droplet; endoplasmic reticulum. The transcript has a single exon. The coding region runs from base 56 to 913 and encodes 285 amino acids. Lineage: Eukaryota; Fungi; Ascomycota; Taphrinomycetes; Taphrinales; Protomycetaceae.
CUACUCUACUACUCCUACUUCUACUUCUUACUACCGUAAUCUACUAGUGACUAGCAUGAAGACUGUUCUCAUCACCGGCUGCUCAGACGGAGGCAUCGGCGAAUCCCUCGCUCUCGAAUUCGCCAACAGGGGAUGCCACGUCUUUGCAACGGCGAGAAAGGUCGAAAACAUGGGCAACCUGAGCCAUGUCCCCACCAUCACCUUGCUCGCCCUCGACGUCAACGAUAAAAAAUCCAUCGAAGAAUGUCGCGCAUAUGUCGAGAAGUCAACAGCAGGCAGGCUAGACUUCCUGGUUCAAAAUGCAGGCAUCAGUUACACAGGCCCAGCGGUCGAACUCGAUGUCGAUGUCUGCAGGGAGUUGAUGGAGACAAACUUCUUUGCCGUGAUGGAGAUGAACAAGGCAUUCAUCAAGAUGCUUGUUGCUGCAAAAGGAACAAUCCUAGCAACCGGCAGUGUCGCAGGCAUUAUCCCGACUCCAUGGGGUAGUAUCUAUCAUGCAUCCAAAGCAGCGUUGCAUAUGCUCUUGGACUGCAUGCGCAUCGAAUUGGAACCACUUGGCGUCAAGGUUGUGACGGCUGUGACGGGCGGAGUGCAAUCCAACAUUGUCGUCAAUGCUACAUCGCGCUUCAAAUUACUCGAAGAUACACUGUAUGCGCCUGUUCGCGAUAUGAUUGAGAAGAGGUUGAAUACGUCUCAAAGUACAGGUACUUGUCAACGACCUGAUUAUGCACGCUAUGUUGUCAACCUAGUCAUGAGGCCUUCACCACCUCCCCGUAUCUGGAAGGGAGCGUUUGCAACCAUGAUCUGGUUUUUGAAUGCAUUCACGCCUUAUUGGUUGAUUGCGUCCAUCAUGUCGCGACGAUUCGGUAUGGACAAGAUGAAGGAGGCCUUCAACAAACGCAAGAUUCAGUGAGCUAUAGAUUGUUAUUGAGAUGUACAUUGUGGGCGUUAGUUGUAGGUUCGUAGAUUGUAUGCUUCUGACAGUGCUCCUCACCGGGAAGCUUGCAACGCAUCAGGCAUAGCUGCACUCUGUAAAUUGCUCCGGUGACGGU